Molecule: messenger RNA, 2670 nt
Organism: Oldenlandia corymbosa var. corymbosa
Lineage: Eukaryota; Viridiplantae; Streptophyta; Magnoliopsida; Gentianales; Rubiaceae
Source: the annotation of a GenBank genome assembly
AUGUACCAAAUCAAAACCCUCUUUAAGCCCCCACCAGCUCGCCGCCGUUUCGCUACUUUCUGCCUUCUCCACCGCCGCCACCUUCAGACUCAGGCAGACUCGCCGCCGCCGCCUCCGCCUCCUCCGAGCACCGGAAUUGAAUACUCAUUAGCUCACCCUGCUUACACCGUCUGGGCUGCCAACACAUCUCUUGGCAAAACCCUCGUCUCCGCAGGUCUCUCCAUUUCAUUUCUCAACCCCUCCAUUAGCAAAAAACCUAACGCUGCCAAGAAAUUUGUCUAUCUCAAGCCAGUUCAAACAGGGUUCCCCGAUGAUUCCGAUUCGCGUUUCGUUUACCGAAAGUUCACUGAUUUUUUCCUCCAAAAUCGUCCCCAUGUUUCCCUUUUCGCCUCUAAUCAUGUUCUUAACGCGUCGGCUCCGGCCUCGAGAGCCCUUUUGGGGAAGCGUUCAGAGAAUUUCGGAAAUGAGGUAGUUGGGGCAAGUGGGCCAGUUGGAAGCUUUGAGAAUUUGGGGUGGUAUGAAGAGAGGAAAGUACAGGGGCUUGAAGAUGGCGAAACAAUGUAUGUGCGUUCUCAGUUGAUAUGUAAGACAUUUUAUGGGUGGAGGGAGCCCAUUUCGCCUCAUUUAGCUGUGGAAAGAGAAGGGGCUAGAGUUGAAGACUCUGAAUUAUUGGACAUGUUGAAGAAGGGUUUAGGAUUGGGUACCAACAGUGGGUUUGGAGAAGAUGUUGAUAUGGAUGUAAUGUGUGUGGUUGAGACUGCUGGCGGCGUUGCCAGUCCAGGGCCCUCGGGUACCCUGCAGUGCGACUUGUAUCGGCCUUUCCGAUUGCCGGCUAUUUUGGUCGGAGAUGGAAGAUUAGGUGGUAUAUCAGCGACUAUUUCAGCUUAUGAGAGUUUGAAACUUCGCGGUUAUGAUGUUGUUGCUGUCAUAUUUGAAGAUCAUGGCCUCGUGAACGAGGUACCAUUGUCUUCUUAUUUACAGAAUAGGGUCCCUGUAAUUCUCCUCCCUGCUGUUCCACAAGAUAUGUCAGACAAUCUGCUCGAAUGGUUCGAAAAGUCUCAACCUGUCUUUAACUCUGUCAAGGAAAUGUUGCUAUCUGCAUUUCAAGAGAGAACACAGAAAUUAUUGGAGAUGCCAAAAAGGGGUCGUGAUAUCUUGUGGUGGCCUUUUACUCAACAUGAGCUUGUACCUGAAGAAAAUGUUACUGUAAUAGAUUCACGUUGUGGUGAAAAUUUUGCUAUUUACAAGGGUAGCAAGAAAAAUAUCAUUACUGAGCAGUUUGACGCUUGUGCAAGCUGGUGGACCCAAGGGCCAGAUGCUAAUUUGCAGAUUGAGCUUGCAAGGACUAUUGGUUAUACUGCUGCUCGCUAUGGGCAUGUAAUGUUUCCUGAGAAUGUCUAUGAACCAGUUCUUGAAUCUGCUGAACUCCUGCUUGAUGGGGUAGGAAAAGGAUGGGCUUCAAGAGUGUACUUUUCUGAUAAUGGAUCUACUGCAGUUGAAAUUGCUCUUAAAAUGGCAUUUCGAAAGUUCUUGCUUGAUAGCAAAAUCCAUUUUGACCUGGUGAAGGCUGACAUUGUCGAACAAUUUAUUAAUCUGAAGGUUUUAGCUCUAAACGGAUCUUAUCACGGUGAUACUCUUGGUGCAAUGGAAGCGCAGGCACCAUCCUCGUAUACUGGCAUUUAUCAGCAACCUUGGUACUCUGGCAGAGGUCUUUUCCUUGAUCCCCCCACGGUUUUUCUUAGCGACGGUGUUUGGAAACUUCAGCUUCCUGAGAGGAUUCAAGUUGACAAUUUGAAUACUGAAGACUGCCUUUUCAACUUACGGGAUGAAAUCUUCGAGAAGAGUCGUGAUGACUCAAAUGUUGCUGGCAUAUACAAUUCAUACAUAUCAAAAGAGCUAUCUUCCACUAGUUCUGAGACAAAUGCCCUUAUUGGAGCGUUAAUUAUUGAACCAGUGAUUCAUGGUGCUGGUGGUAUGCAAAUGGUUGAUCCCCUGUUUCAGCGGCUACUAGUUAAAGAGUGUCAACGUCGACAAAUUCCUGUUAUAUUUGAUGAGGUUUUUACUGGAUUCUGGCGUCUCGGAGCCGAGUCUGCUGCCAAACUCCUCUGCUGUCAGCCAGAUAUAAGCUGCUUUGCAAAGCUAAUGACAGGUGGUGUCGUUCCCUUGGCUGUAACCUUAGCGUCGGAGUCUGUAUUUGAAGCAUUUGUUGGUAACUCAAAGCUCAAGGCCCUUUUGCAUGGGCACUCAUAUUCUGCUCAUGCUAUUGGAUGUUCUGCUGCUCGUAAGUCGAUCAAAUGGUUUAAAAAUUCCCAAACGAACAAUAAUCUAACACCUGGAGCCGAAUUCCUUAGGGAGUUGUGGGACGCAGAAUUGGUUCUCCAGAUUUCCUCGAAUCCAGCAGUCCAAAGGGUGGUUGCUUUAGGAACUCUUUUUGCUGUUGAACUACGAGCUGAAGGAUGCAAUACUGGGUAUGCGUCGCUGUACGCAAGUUCCCUAGUCAAGGAGUUUCGCGGGGAUGGCAUUUACACGAGGCCACUAGGCAAUGUCAUUUACUUCAUGUGCGGGCCUUGCACUUCCCCUCAAGUUUGCACCAAACUCCUGAAAAAAGUUAUGAGGAGGCUUGAAGAGUUCAGCCAGACCCAAGUGAAGCUCCAAGCCUCCCAACUUUGA